This is a messenger RNA of Symbiodinium necroappetens, 2097 nucleotides long. Lineage: Eukaryota; Dinophyceae; Suessiales; Symbiodiniaceae. The record is from the annotation of a GenBank genome assembly.
AUGGAAGCAGGUCAGGGCUACCUGCCUUGUGAUGAGAAGCUCCCCGCGAAGCGGGUGCUGGUGAUGCUGCACACAGCUGGGGCUGGUCUGCUGGUGGCCUCGAGAAAGCUUAUCGAGGAGAACACAACAGAAGGAGCUCAGGCCAUGCGAGGCCCAAUCUUCCAACUGACCGUGGAAGCUGAAGGCUUCGUCACGGCUGCUGAGCAGGGCAGCGCUGAGGCGUGGCUGACCAGUUGCUUGAACUUCAUCGCGAAGCAGCCCGGUGUUGCUCACCUUCAAAGGGGUAUUUUGCCCAGGCACGUCGAAGACGAGAGCGAUAGAACGCAGCAGCUGGCAUAUGUCAUCUUCACAUCAGGUUCAACUGGACAGCCGAAAGGGGUUGCUGUCUCCCACCGAUCCAUUGUUCAUUUGAUUGAAUGGGUAAACACGGUCUAUGAUAUCAAGGAGUCAGACGUGCUGCUGUUUGUGACAUCCAUCGGCUUUGACCUGUCCUGCUACGAUAUGUUUGGGACCCUGGCAGCCGGCGGCAGGAUACUUCUCGGAGCUUCCUCCCCGACUGAGCUGCGGCGGCAACUGCCAAGGGCAAGCUUCUGGGACUCAGCACCUGCAGUGCUCCAGCUCCUGGAGCGUGUGGAAGACUUUCGAGACAUCCGCACGGUUUUUCUCAGUGGCGACUGGGUACCCCUGGGGCUUGUUGGGGCCUUGCGCUCUGCCACUGCUGCCCGAAUCGUAGCGCUGGGUGGGGCUACAGAGGCCACAGUCUGGUCCAACUUCUUCGAUGUGGUUGAAGUGGAUCCCAAGUGGCGCUCCGUGCCCUACGGCAGUCCUAUCUGGAAUCACCAGUAUUAUGUCUUGGACGAGAGUGGCCGCUCGGCGGCCGUAGCUUUGCCAGGCAUGGCCGGGCAGCUGUACAUCGCAGGCGAAGGCGUGGCCCUGGGAUACAUCGGCCAGCCGCAGCUCACAGCGGAAAGCUUUCGGGAUGCUGGAUGUCUUCAGUUCGGUGGGGCCUUUCAGACGUCCAGGGCCUACCGGACUGGUGACUUGGUGCGCUUUGUGCCCCGGAGCUUCGGCGGCUUCCGCGGCCUCGGCGGCGAGCUGGUCGCCUCGGAGCUGGUGUUGGAGUUCCUUGGUCGGGCAGACUUUCAGGUGAAGCUGCGGGGUCACCGGGUGGAGCUGGGCGAGAUUGAGCAGGCUUGCUGCCAAGCCAAGCUGGCCACUCCCGUGGCUGCAGCCGUCGUCCUGGCGGUUUCCCAGCAAACUUCGGAACGGAGGCUGGUGGCUUUCGUUGUGCCCCAGUCCGUCGACCUGGUCGCAUUGCGCGAAACCCUCAGACAACACCUGCCAUCCUACAUGGUGCCUGAUACGAUUGUCACUCGUUCACAGAUGCCGCUGACAUCUAGUGGCAAGAUAGAUCGCGACCUCCUGGCGAAAUCCUUGGAAGCCGCUGCUCCAAGAAGACACCACGCAGAUCGUCGCCAACCUGCCACAGACAUGGAGCGACAUGUUCUGGUCUGCUUCAAAGAAGCUCUGGGAAUGCCAAGCUCCGCUGACCUGGGUGUAGACGACGACUUUUUUGAGCUCGGCGGCCAGUCGAUGGCCGCAAUGCGCCUGCAGGGGCGGCUGCAGCUGUCUCUGCAGGAUAUCUUUACGCUUCGGACUGCGGCGAGGAUCGCAGAGAAAGUCGAUGGCGAGGGCGUUCCGAUAGCGUCAGAGGAUGCUCGUCAGCUGCAGGUGGAGGAUUCGGCCAGCUUCCCGGCUGACUUAAGUUGCGAGGCUCCUGCAUCUUUCGGGCAAGAGCGCUUCUGGCUGCUGGAACGCUUGCAGCCCGGGACCGGGACUUACGGGAUCCAGUUCGCGUAUCGCUUGGAGGGCCCAGGCCUGAACAUCCAACGACUGGCCCUGGCUUUGGAGCAGCUCACCUGCCGCCACACGCCCCUGCGGACGGUGCUCCUCGAAGACGCCCAAAGAGGCCUCUUGCAGAGGAUUUGCCCUCCGACCGACCUGGCCGCGGAACACUUGGAAAAGCCAGGGCAGUUGGCUCCCUGGCUCUGGCUGCACGACCUUCGUCAAUCUGUCGAUGCUGACAAACAGAUGCAG